Molecule: messenger RNA, 2393 nt
Organism: Aspergillus steynii IBT 23096
Lineage: Eukaryota; Fungi; Ascomycota; Eurotiomycetes; Eurotiales; Aspergillaceae
Product: Zn(II)2Cys6 transcription factor
Exons: 9
Coding region: 220-2322 (700 amino acids)
Biological process (GO): regulation of DNA-templated transcription; DNA-templated transcription
Molecular function (GO): DNA binding; DNA-binding transcription factor activity, RNA polymerase II-specific; zinc ion binding
Source: RefSeq, a predicted model, not a curated record
CGGAGGUUGAAUCGGGUUUAACCAAAUCUGGAGUCUCCCGUAUAUUUUGUCCGGUGCCAAAUUUCAACCCUAGGCCUGAUGGUGACCUUCCUCGCCCUCUGAACUGCGUUGCAAAGUUUGCCCCUUUGUUCGUUGUACAGUGCUUCCGAAGUUCCGAAAAUCCGAAAACCGCCAACUCCUUCUAGGACUUCCGAGUUGGAACCGUCAACUUUGGUCAAAAUGUUCCGCCAGCAUCUUUUGACUGACCAAGAGAAAAGAGCCGUCGCUUGCGACCUUUGUUAUUCAAAAAAGAUCAAAUGCGAUAGAGAAAUAGAAUGCCAAAAUUGCAUCCAGGCGAAUGUCCAAUGCAUUCGGUCACGCCCGAGACGUAUUCGUGGCACCGGGCCAAGCCCUAGGACAUUAGCGAAAGCGCCGAGGGUCCCCAAGCAGCUGCAGAAUACAAUUGGCGAAGACGGUUCCGGCCAAUACAGUUGUUUCCCCGUCAAUAAAUUCCCAAGCGAAAGACCUCGCACUUUGACGCCAGAGGAAGCUUCAAAGGAGAAGGAAACACAGACAGACACAAGUUUGGCUCGUGUAUCAGGGGCUGAGAGUUCCUUUCAUCCGCUAAUCGUGCCCGAGCAUAAUACUGCUAAUCAGAACGUUGGGACCGAUAGCACAAGUAACUUGAUUCGACAGGAGAUCGUUACCAACGCACAUCUGUCAUUGGACCGAGUACGAGUGCUUGAAUCAGCCCUGGGGCUUGUUGGAAGAUUCGUGACCGCAUCUCAGCUUGUGGAAACCACACAGCAUGAGCAAGCCGUUGACAGCGACCCAUCCCCGCCGGAGAAACUUCGUCCUGAACUUUUCUUCAUGUUACUUAAAGACCAGCGGAGCGAUAAUGGCGCCAAGGAUGAUGGUGGACCCCUGGUCCAUUGGCCAGAUCAUAUCUCACCCAAGACAUUGGAGCGGAUGUGUCUGGCAUUGCUGAGUGGAGCUGUGUGUGGAAAUCUAGCGCUCCAAUACAGUCUAUGCGUCCUCUGCAAAGCCACGGUUUACGUUAGUCGAUGGCUACGAUUUUGUACGCCUGGGGCCUUGUCGGACUCGCUAGAAAAGUCGAAACAGUCCUAUAUUGAGAACAGUUUGCGAUGCAUGAAGGCAUCUUUGGUGCACCUUCUUGGUCAAACCAGUCGUUCGUGGUUCCUAACCUCUUUGGCAUCGAGGACUUUUGUAGCCCUCGGAUACCACAGGUUAUCUCCGUCCGUUCUUGAAAGCGACGACUCAUCCGAAAUACGCCAUUGUACUUAUUGGUGCUACUAUAUGGACAAAACCUUGAGCAUGCUUCUUGUUAGGCCUUCAUCCUUGCCAACCCUGCGACCAGACCCGGCAAGCUUGGUGUAUACAAGAAUCAGCGAUCCUUUAUCUUGCAAAGUUAAGGUUUUAGUCAGACUCGCUCGCGUCCAAGAUCUCUACCUUGACAUUGUGAUUCAAGGCCGGAAGGCGGAAGAGCCCUGUUCGAUCGAAUUGGUAAAUUCACUUCAGCUCGAAUUAAACUCCAUCCGCCUGAGUAUCAUGCAAUUUCGACCAAGGUAUAUUGACAUCCCCUCUCUGGACUUCGAAUGGGAUGCUCUCGACUUUACGUUCUUCUCAAUCGCAACCACAGUCCUCCGUCUAAACUAUAUGACCCUACACGAUCAUGCGAAGCGGGAAGAAUGUGUUCAGUGUGCGCGAAAGGCGCUUUUGUCAAUGAGAGCAUGCCAGACACAUAUAUCUACGACGUCUAAGAUCAACACAGACUUUCUUUUUUGGACUAUACUUCUUUACCCUCUCACGCCGUUCUUUGUCAUCUUCUGCAAUGUUGUCGCUACCUCGAAUAUGCAGGAUCUCGAGCUUUUGAAAGAAGCGACUGCAACUAUUUCGAGCAUACGAGACCAAUGCUCCUUUAGCAUUAAUCUUCAAAACUUAUUAUCGCAUUUGAUAGGUCUGUGUUCCAACCUGCACGAUGUCCACAGGCGACAAAGCUCUUUCCAACGGAGCAACGGGAACAUAUCAUGGAUGGGUGACAUUGGGUUUUCUCCCCACAGUUCACGGCGGUUGCCAGCUGAUGCUUCGGCAGGCAAUGACCGUGCCGAAGCUACGGUACAUGGUGGCCAAUUUCCCACCCCUUCUGCGAGUACAAAUAUACCUGUGGACGGCCAUUCCCCGAACACCGUGCAAGGCAGCUGUGAACCCGGAGAAUCUUCAAUUUGGGAUGAUGGACUCAUGUCUGAACUUUUCAAUAUACAGCCCUCUGUGGAUUGGUUUGGCUUGGAGCAUGGCGAUGUCUUAGGUUGUUUGCCUCCUUGACCUAGAGCUUGGUGUAAUUUGUACUACGGUUAUCCAAGGGGUUUUAUUGUUCGACCAAUAUAAGCUUUAUG